CCUUUGCCUCGAUGUUCAGAAUGGCAAUGUUUCGCUGCUUCCGCUGUGGGCACGAUGUGUAAAGGAGUCGCGUGCUAGAUUGCAGGUGGGCAUCGUUAAUGAGAUUGUUGUGUUUGGUUCGGAGCAGGUUGUGAGAAUUCGCGCAUGGGGGUGGGAGAUUGCGCAGUACGAAGAGAUGAAGUAAGUUUACGGGGACGGAGAGAAAGGGCGAAAUUGUUCGUGGAUGCUGAGAGCCGAGGGAAUUGAGAAUUCGGGAUUUAGGAUGGUGACCAUGGACGUGGACAAUGCCUCUGACGCUGGCAUUAACAGCUCCGCUGUGGUUUCGGCCCUGUCGAAGGAGGCGAACGAGCUGUGGUACUCGCGGUUGAUUUAUACACUGGGAAGGGGUGCAGUGAAUUUGUUGAAUCAGAGUCGGGUAUUGGUGUUAGGGUGCAAGGGAUUGGGAGCCGAGGUUGCGAAGAAUUUGGUGUUGUCUGGGGUGCAAGGGUUAGGGUUAGUGGAUGAUGAGGUGGUUGUUUUAGCUGAUCUCGGAGCGAAUUUUUGUUUGAGUGAGGCCGAUGUGGGAAGGAAUCGAGCGGUUGCUACCGCGCAGAAAUUGAAAGAAAUGUACCCGAGUGCGGACAUCGUGACUCUGUCGAGUGUUGCGGUGGAGAGUUCACUGGGUAGCUACGGGUUUAUUGUGGCGACAAGUGGCUCAUAUCCCGACCUAAUCCACUUAAAUUCUGUCUGUCGGUCAUUAGGAGUGCCAUUUGUAGCGGCGAAUUGUCGCGGGGUAUUCUCAUUUGUGUUCGCGGAUUUUGGUGAUAAUUUCUCGAUCCUGGACGAGACAGGGGAGCCUGCUGGGCCGAUAUUGUUGGAGGGUAUUACUCAGGAUUUCCCUGCCACAGUGACUGUGGUUGAAGAGCAAAGGCAUGGUCUCGAAAAUGGAGACAAGGUGGUCUUUAGUGGGAUCAAGGGUAUGGAGGAGUUGAACCGUGACACUCCGUAUUUAGUGACUGUGACUGGUGUGCAUUCAUUUAUAAUACAGGAAGAUACACGAGCAUAUGGGCGCUAUUUGUCAGGGGGAUAUUUUACCAAGCUGAAGACGCCUAAGCAUGUGGAGUUUCUGUCUUUAGAGAAAGCUCUUCUAUCUCCAAAAUUCUGUUUUAGCGACUCAGUGAAAGCUUCCCAAGCCCUGGCUAUUCACGUCGGCUUUCAAGCUGUGGACGAAUUUGAAAGACGUCAUGUUGCUGAUGCGUCAUCACCCCCCAGGACAAGUACAAUAAGUUCUGAUCAAUUGCACGAAGUGAUAGCGUCGGCUCGAGAAAUCUGGUCAAAUUUGCAGGCCCUGCAUGUUGGGAAGGGCAUCCACAGUGGUAACUACGCAAUGGAAGGGAACACAGGUGGAACGGAAGAGGAGUCAAACGAGGCCUUGUUGAAAGGACUUGGCGAGAGGGGUGGAUUACACCGAGAUAGAGCUGAUUUUCAAGGUGGUGAGUCCAGUAGAGCCGGUAUCGAAGCAGCCGGUGGAGUGCUACCAACAGGGUUACAUCAUAGCAGUUUUGAUGCAAUCGAGGAAACAGUACGGCUCAUUGCGUUGGGUGCACAUGUGGAACUGUGCCCUAUAGCUGCCGUGACGGGAGGUAUUGCUGCACAGGAGGCUAUUAAGGCAUUAACUAGGGUGUUCACGCCAGUUCAGCAAUGGCUCUACUUCGAUGCUGUGGAGUGUCUGCCUAGUCCAUCACUUGCAUCUGAAGAGAGGUUGCCUUGUGGCUCUCGUUACGAUCAUCAGAUUGCUUUAUUUGGCCGAGAAUUUCAGGAGAAGCUAGGCAGUCUUCAGUGGCUUGUGGUGGGGGCAGGAGGAUUAGGUUGUGAAUCUCUUAAGGACUUAGUAUUGAUGGGUGUGGGCUGUAGCUCAAAUGGCAAUAUCACUGUAACGGACAUGGAUACAGUGUCGAAGCCCAACUUGAUCGAUCAAGUGCUGUACCAACCUGAGGAUGUAGGUCGUGCUAAGGCGCCAACUGCCGCGAGAGCCUUGCGCAACAUCAACCCUGCAGCUCAAAUACAUGCCCUUCAGGAGAGGUUUGAUCCAGAGACGGAGGCUAUAUUUGACUCCUCAUUUUUCAACUCAAUAGCAGGUGUAUUUUCAGCUUUGGAUACUUCGUCAUCUAGGCUAUACCUAGACACCCGAUGCGUUUCCAACAGGAGGCCUAUGGUUGAUGGUGGCAAGCAUGGAACCAAAGGCAGUGUUCAGGUAUUUGUACCAUUUCAGACAGAAAUGUAUGCUUCUACCCGAGACCCCCCUGAGCACAAGGAAAUGCCGAUUUGUACUAUAAGGAAUUUUCCUUACGCGAUGGAACAUACCAUUCGAUGGGCGGUGGAGACAUUUGAGUCACUUUUUAAGCUUAGACCAGUUGAUGUGAACUCUUAUUUAUCCAGUCGUGACUUCCAAGAAUCUACACGUAAAUCUCCAGCAUCAUCGAGGCUUCCUAUAUUAGAAACUCUUCGUGAUGCUCUUGUGCGACACCGGCCUUUAAGUUUUGACUCAUGCGUACAGUGGGCGCGUCUACAAUUUGAGGAUUUGUUUUCCAAUAGUAUCAAGCAGCUUUGUUUUAACUUCCCAGCGGAUAUGACCACAAGUGCUGGUGCUCCAUUCUGGAGUGGUACAAAAAGGUUUCCAACACCAGUAACUUUCGAUGCCACUGAUGACCUCCAUCUUGAAUUUAUCAUGGCUGCCGCUAACCUGCAAGCUAUUGUCUAUGGUCUCAAAGGAUGUCAAGACCGGGCCAUUUUUUUAGAUCUUCUUCAGCGUGUUGUCGUCCCUCCUUUUGAACCUAAAGAAGGGGUAAAAAUAGCGGUAACAGAUAAUGAAUUGCGGAAUCGAUCAAAUUCUCAUAAGAGUUCAGGAGAUAAUGAUGCUGCUGCGACAUGUGAAAGAAUUUUGAGAGAGCUUCCCGCUCCUGCUUCCCUUGCGGGCUAUAGGUUAGUACCUAUUGAGUUUGAAAAGGACGAUGAGCUUAAUUACCAUGCUGAGUUUGUAGCCGCAGCCUCAAGUCUGAGGGGACGAAAUUACGGCAUUCCUAGCGCUGAUAAAUUGCAGGCAAGGCUGCUGGGUGGAGGGGUCGUGCCAGCUAUUUCGACAACUACAUCAGUGGUAGGAGGUCUUAUGUGUUUGGAGCUUUAUAAGUUAAUUCAGGAAAAACCUUUCACGCAACAUAAACAUGCUUACUUCAACUUGGCGGUCCCUCUGUUGACGUUUGCACAGCCUAUCAAAGCAUUUGAGCACACGGUUUUACGAAAGGACUUUGAUCCUUUAGUUUGGACGUUGUGGGACAGAUUUGAGAUGGAUUGUCAGAAUAUGACUUUGAAAAAAUUUCUGUCCGAGUUUCAGCGCCAGCAUGGACUCCAGAUUACUAUGCUCUCAUAUGGGAAAAGUUUUUUAUAUGCCGAUUUCCUACCUGCCUCAAAGAUGAAAGAUAGAAUGUCAUUGACUUUAUUAGAUCUUAUCACAACUAUUGGCAAAGUGACACUACCUCCAACGGAAACCAAAAUCUCCUUCUGUAUUUCAUGCAUAGAUGCAAAUAGGGACGAUGUGGAGGUUCCCGACGUAGUUGCCAAAGUGCGGUAGCAAGGCAUGCCUCUAUCCUUAAAUCUCUCCGUAUUUGCAAAGAACUGUGCUCUUCUUAAAGGAAGAACCUGUACAUUCAAUCUUUAGAGCCGGUGUAUUGAUUUGCACCACAUGCCUGCAGGCAAUGCAGCUCGAAUAUUCGUUGAUGGUAUUUUUGUUAUGGCAUAACUAUGAAUAGAAUGAUUCACUCGUGCAUUUAGAGAGGCCCUCCUGCAUCUUUCUUGGGUAAGUGUUGGGAGCUGGGAGAGGCUCAUUUUGAGUGAUGCACAUUUUUCA
Messenger RNA from Physcomitrium patens, 3883 nucleotides. RefSeq lists its product as uncharacterized. Gene Ontology annotation, biological process: protein sumoylation. Gene Ontology annotation, molecular function: SUMO activating enzyme activity. Gene Ontology annotation, cellular component: cytoplasm; SUMO activating enzyme complex. The record is from RefSeq and is a predicted model, not a curated record. Lineage: Eukaryota; Viridiplantae; Streptophyta; Bryopsida; Funariales; Funariaceae.